This is a messenger RNA of Gigantopelta aegis, 4567 nucleotides long. RefSeq names its product zinc finger protein ZFAT-like. Gene Ontology annotation, cellular component: chromosome. Lineage: Eukaryota; Metazoa; Mollusca; Gastropoda; Neomphalida; Peltospiridae. The transcript is spliced from 3 exons. Gene Ontology annotation, molecular function: chromatin insulator sequence binding. Gene Ontology annotation, biological process: regulation of transcription by RNA polymerase II. The coding region runs from base 343 to 2853 and encodes 836 amino acids. The record is from RefSeq and is a predicted model, not a curated record.
AUGUUCUUUAAAUCUUGCACAUGCGCACUUUUACUUUCAUUUUCUUUCCGUCAAAAAAGUUGUAAAUAUUUUCUUCGAUGAAUUACAAAACUUAUUUUAAUGUUUAGUUGGUAAUACGACUUCCCUGCUACAUGCUGACUUGUUAUAAUAGUCCAAGUCAGAAGAAAAUGGCAAUUAUCCCGCAAUAUAAGGUCUCUUAGAACAAUCACUGUUUGACACAGUGCACUAACAAAAAUUCUACAGGUGAUGCGUCAGUUCCGGUUCACUUCUGGAUUCCCUGUAUUGUAGUUGCCGAUCAGUUUGUCGGUAUAUUAAAUUUUUAGUCAUUUCUAAUGUUACACAAUGAAAACGGAAACAGACGACACUCAUUCCUGUGGGAUAUGCAAGACUGCUUUAACAACACUUUCAGAUUUCUUAAUCCAUAAGUUACAGCAUAUUGGACAUGGCAAAGGUUUGGGUUGUGAGCUGUGUGGCCUUGGAUACAACCGAGCAUCUCCCCUACAAGAUCACUACAGACGUAAACAUGGCCUGGAAAUAUUUGCUAAACGUCCAUUGGUCAAGACAGCUGCUUCACUGUCGAAAGAAAUGCACAAAGCGACUUCAGCCACAACUGUUUCCUCAUCUGUUUGUUCUUCCACCACAACUACAUCACCAGCAUUAAAACAUUUAUUAUCAACUCCAUUCAUAGGCUCAUGUAGAAAUCCUAGUCUGCCCUUGCUUCCAGAAGACAUUGUUUUUGAGGAGAAGUUGCCGUCUGCGAGCAGAAACUUGCAGUCUGCUAAAGAUAAGUUAACUGCUGCACAGUUCAGUUCGUUGUCGAAUAAAAUAAAACUAACACCAGCCGAGUCAAAAAUUAAGUCUGCAGCAAAUUUGAUUUUGUCUGAAUGUGAAGCAGGGUCUAGUGAUGCAGAUUCUAUGGACAAUGGAAUUGAUUUAGCUUCUCAUGACAGGCAUCUGUCAUCUGCUGAUCCGAACUUACUGUCUGCUGAUGUCACCCAGAUGUUAUCUGCCGACACAAAUCUCACGUCUGCUAUUGUAAAUUUGCCAUCUGCUGAUGUAAAUGUGAUCUCUUCUAGAGUAACUUUGUUAUCUUCCAGUUCGAACACUAAUUUGAAGUCUACCAAUGUAAAUUUGUCUUCUGCAGAUGUAAAUUCUUCAUCUGUCAAUGUCAAUUUGCCGUCUGCUACAACACAUUUGCCUUCUGAUGUUCAUUUGUCAUCGUCUGCUGAAUAUCAUUUAUCAUCAACAGAAGUACCACUACCUGAUGGACAUUCAGAAGAAAACAUAUCCUCUGAAGUGAACCUUUGUGAUGUUGGACCGGCUGAUCUGGUUACCUCUGACGUAAUGUUCAGUGAUCAUUCCGUGGACAUAUCAUCUACAGCUGCACCUUUAACUGAAGAGAACUUGAACACUGUCAUCGAAAAGUCUGUCUUGGAGAGAUCCAAUAAAAUGCCCCCAUCAAAGACAAUUCAUGUUGUGAUCUCCAAGACUGGAGUUGAUGAGAAUUGCACGGAUAAUGAUAAUAGCUGUAGUGCACAGGAGAUGGUGGAAACAGACCCAGAAUGUGAUAGGGCACCAGCACAUCCAGAUGCAGAUAGUUGCCAUGAUAGUGUUCAGAACAAUAUCAAAUAUGAUGGGUCCAAUGAUAUCAUCCAAAAAACAUCCAAGCUUCAAAAUGGAGAAAGCUGUUCUAAGCCAGAUUUUCAUUUUAUUCUUUUAGCUAACCUCGUGAAAGGACGGGUGAUGAGUUACCGUAGAAACCAGUUUAAGUGUCUGCACUGCAGUUACAAGACCACGUGGAUCAAUUCUCUGAUCAAGCAUAUGAAAACGUUUCACGAGGACAUGAUGUCCAUCCACGAACACAUCGAGGUGAAAUCUGUGGACACCAAUCCCGACCGGAGACUGGUGAAAAUGUCCACCUACAAUGCAGAGUUGCGUAACCUGAAGAAAAACUCGAGGAAUAAACGACACAGAGGGGUAGAAAAGCAAGACCGUCUGGGAGAGUUCUCGUGCAAAACGUGUGACAAGACGUUCAACAGACUGCGGUAUUUGAGAAAGCACAUGCAGGUGCACCGCAUUGAGAAGAAACAUCUCUGCGACGAGUGCGGCAAGUCGUUUAAGACGCGAUCAUAUCUCAUAUCGCACCACCGCGUCCACAAGACGAAGGAGUACCGGUGCAGCCAGUGCGACUUCCGGUCGUCAAUCAACGCUGUGAUCCACGCCCACCGUCAGCUCCAUCACGAGGACAGCGUUCUGUGCGACAUCUGCGGCUUCGCAUACAACGACAAAUCCACGCUGAAGAAACACAAGCUCGUGCACGACCCCUCCCGGCCGCAUGCGUGCAGCUUCCCAGGAUGCACCUGGCGAUUCAAGAGCGAGGUCAUGUGUCUGGCCCACGUGAGGGCACACACAUCAGAGGGCAAGUUCCAGUGUUCAUUGUGCAGCUACGUAUUUCGACAGAACCACCAUCUGCAGCGCCACAUCGCCACCGUUCACGGAAUCCGGAAAUCACCCAUGAAGGGUAACCACAAAAAGUCUGAUCAGACUGAGGAGCAGGAGGAGGAAGAAGAAGAAGAUGAUGAUGAUGACGACUCUAGUAGCGUUCGUCUGAUUUUGGAUUAUUCGCAGAUGGACGUGGAUAACUUCCCCUCCGUAUUGCAAAAUGGUCAGCUGGUGAUCGCGACCGACAGUGAGGGCAACACGGUUAAUUACGAAGUGGCAGACAUCACGAUGAAUGUGGCUGUGAUGCCACGGGACGAGGAUGAUCGAAAUCAAACCACAGACGGGCAGGCGGUGCUAAUUCCAAACUACGACUGCGGACAGAUCAUUUUUCAAGGGUCUGAAAUGACGUGAACCCCAACUAAAGCUCUGCUUUUACAUCAGUAUUAAAACAGCAUUUAUGUUAUAUAAUUUCAUAACUUAUGACUCUGGAUAAAUUAUUUCCCUUAUCAGUAACACAACAGUAUUAAUAUAACAUAAUUACAUUACUUUUGACUAGACAAAUAAUGUUCCAUAUGAUCAUGGUCAAAGCAGUAUUUAUAUUGUAAUUGCAUUUUCCUAAUUGUGACUGGAUCAAAAAUGAAUCUGAAAUCACUGCUUUUGUAUGUUUUAAAAUAGUAUUUUUGUAAUUGCACCCAUUAACUCUUCCUAAUUAUGACUCUGGACAAAUAUAUUUUCAAGUAUUUGGAGUAACAUAAAUUUGAAUCCUUAUCUGAAUAAUAUUUAUUAAUAUAAUAUAGCCAGUAACUGUGCUUUCCAUAUUACUCGGGACAAAUUAUUUUCCAAGGAUUUGAAAGAACCUGAAUCAUCAAAACACUAUUUAUAUUAUAUUAUUGCAUCCAGGAUCUGCAUUUCAGGGUAACAAAUAAGGUUUAUUAGUGGAAGAACAACUUGUAUGAAAACUGAAGUACAUAAUUUCAAAGACAAAUAUCAGUUAUGCUGAUGUUUUUUUUACUUGAUGUUAAUGAUAUCUUAAAAAUUCUUUCAAUGAAAAAGUCUGAUAAAGACCUAUCCUAGUAACAAGAAAACCAUUUAUUGUGUCCAUUAUUAGCGAUGUCUCCAUUGAUGAAGAGAUAUAGUAAGAAAUUAAUGUCCUUCCAAAAAGUAAUUACAUUGUUCAUGUACUAUUUCAAUAAAUGUUCCUGGGUUUGACAAAUUCACUAGCCCUCUAUUCUGGCUAGUGAAUGUUUCUUCUGGAGUAGUGAAAAUGAUCAACUGUAUUACUAUAAUACAUAGGGAACUUUAAAGUAUUUAUACAGAGCUAGUGACUUUCUUAAACAUUUGUCGAAAACUGAAUGUUCUCAAAUUGUCACUGUUCCAACAAAAGAAGUCAAAGAUGUCCUGACAGUUUCAAAAUUCCAUUGGUGACGUUUUUAACUAAUGAACAAAUCUGAUCAAAAUGGAUGACAGUGUGUCAAAUUGACAAUCAUGCUAUUAAUUUACUCUUGGGUCGAUGUGCUCUAAUGGUGUCGUUAAGUAAAACACAUUUUUAUUAUUGACUUGAUUACUUCUACGUGACACCCAAUAGCCGCUGUAUUUUUCGUGCUGGGGUGUUGUUAAACAUAUAUUCUAUUCUAGUGAUUACUUCUACGUGUUCUAUCUGGCAGCUGACAUUGAGUAUUAAUUUGUGAUGGUUUAUUAAUGAAGACGGACAAUUCCACGGUUCUGAAUGUUUGCUCAUGGUAAUGGAAGACAUUGCAGUCUGACCGUGACAUUGAACGAUGAAGUGCAGUCAUUUAGGUAUCUUCCUUUUCAUUCAUUGUGUUGUAUAUCUAACCCCAAGUAAUGAAAUUAAUAUUGAAUUGUUGGUUGUGUUGUUCAUUUGUAGUCUGCAUGAUAAUGGCAUUAAAAAUUGUGUAUUCUGUUACCACUAAAGGCUAAGCCACACGACACAAGUGCCUUAUACAAGAGUAGCUGAUUUCAUACUAUCAUAGCAACCGAUGAAAUCUUUAAAGUCUUAUCACAAUUGGAUAUUCUCAUAUGAGGUACUCAUAUUGUGUGGUUUCGCCUUAACUGAUGAAAAUAAAGAGAGUAAAAAUUGCAUUUAAUUUUUACAUUAUGAAAUCUC